AUACAGCAAUACUGAUCACAUCUGAGAACAGGAGAUAUAUCGGAAUAUGAAAGGUGUAAAUGCAGAAGAGCACUUUUAGAUGACUGACUAAGGAAGCUUCAUGUAGUCUAAAUACUGAAAACUUCUCGCAGAUGUUAAUGAAAUUCAGCUUUAUCUCCAACUCCUGUCAGAAUUAAACUAUUUAAAAAGGAAAUUUUGAGGUUAGACUACAUGUGUCAGUACAAACUUGGCUGUUGGCAGAAACCAAUUUUUCUUUCUUGUUAUUUAACCCAGAGAAGCCUGUUGAUAUCUUUUCUAUUCCAUAUCAAAACUGAAAAUUCAAGAAGAUGUGUCACCAUGAAAACCUCCUCACAGAUACCUCCUGCAAGUUCCCCUACGUGAGACCACUCUACCCAGGGUCCUGAGUAUUCAGCAAUCAUAGAAUUUGCUGUAGAAUUCACCCCUUACUGCAGAAUGGUUUCCAGAAUCUCAGAUUUCAUUUUUUAAAGAAUUACAUUUCUAGUCCUUAUGACUGCGAAGAAAACAUCAAAAGUGUGAAUGGAUGCCUGUCUGAGCCAGCAGCAAUAGCUCUGAGAGGAGUGAAUUGUCCUAGUUAUUUCAGUCAGGGACCUUUGGACUCAGAGAUUGUGCAGAAAUGGAAUAUAGCAUUUGUCAUGCUGUGUGCCGUGGUUCACAAUGGAUCUCAGCACAGCUUCUCCUACCGAAACUGACAAGUGCUAAUGAUGGCUGACAGCCUGAAGGCUGCCGUGCUUGCCUUAUGGACCCUUUUCUUUUCAUGUGCAACAUAUCACAUUAUGGCAACAGGGAGCAUACAGAUGUUUGACUGCUUCACUGACUAUGCCAGGGAGCUGACUUGUCAUUGGGGAGUGGCUCCACAAACAAACUGCUCCAAGGAAUUCCGACUCUAUUACAAGAAGGAAUAUUUCUCAACAGUAUACAAUGCAUGCAUCCCUGAGAAUAGAAAAGGCAGCAGCAUGAAUUCCAUUUCCAACUGCAUUUGCAUAAUUCUGUCCGAAUAUUUCACGACAGGCCUCACAUAUCAUUUAGCACUACAGGCCAAUGGGACAGUGCUGUGGAAUGACACUGUAAUACCAGCACACAUUGUUAAACCAAGGCCCCCAAAAAAUCUUACCAUUGAGAAGAGUGAAAAUGAUAACUUCUACGUCUUGAAGUGGAUCGAGAGCUACAGCACAGGGGACAUGCUCUAUGGAGAGGAAGUAAACUAUGAAGUCAAAUACUGGAACAAGCAGAAUCCGGAAGAGAAGUUUGUAAAACAGCUUCCCUACCAAACGACACACUUAGAAAUUGUUGCAACGCAGUUGAAGCGAGGAUAUGACUACCUUGUAAGCGUACGGCGUAAUUAUACAGGCAUCUAUUCCACCAAAUGGAGUGACUGGAGCAAUGCAGUUGAAUUUCACAAUGAUUAUGGAGUAACUUUAGAAGAUAGUCUGCAGAAGAUUGUUCUCAUAUCCUGCAUGUUGAUCCCAGCUCUGAUUUUAAUCUGUUACUUCAGCUUUGCCAUAGUUAAGAGAGAAUGGUGGGAUCAAAUCCCAAAUCCAGCCAAGAGCCAUCUGGUUGUAAAGAAUGUCAAGGCAGCUCAGAUUUCAGUCUGGAGGAAAAUGCUGUCCACUGAUGAAAUUAAGGCACCUUUCCGUGAUGUGAAACAGACUCACGUUGAACACCAACUAAGCUGUAAGAACUGUCUUGCAAAAUAUGCUCAAGGCCAAACCUUGAAGGGGAAAGAUAACAUCAAAAGUGGUGAGAAACCCGACAGUUGCCUGAAUAAAUGUGGAGAGUGGUUCCCAGAAGAGUAUGAGGCUGUUCUAAUUCCAGAGAUCACUUUGGUUGAAGAUUCUCUUGAAGUCUGUGAGUAUUCAACAAACACUGAAACUGAGAGCCAUGAGGACAACCUGGGUCAUAUCGUCUUGUGCUCACCUGGUGAGAGCAGUGCUAAUAGCUUUAUCGAACACACUCAACACAAUGAUGCACUUGCAGACAUGUUUAUUAAGCUACUAGAAUGUGGAACCGGUAUUCUUGACACAGAAGUUCCAGACUUCAUCAUAGAAGAGCAUAAAAUCUUUGAGAACGGUGAAUCAGAAAAUUCAUCACAGCAAACACCAAAAGAAAAUGUAGUCCAGGAUCAACAGUCAUGUGAUACUUCACACACUUGCUCCUUUCCCACUACAGCCUCUCAGGAUGACUACAACUGUAGGGCAGCUAGCACCAAGUCAAUGCGAUCAGAAGAAUCGUUUGAAUCUGGUUAUCAAAGUUCUAACACAGACACUGCUUCUCCCCAGGCAAAGAAUCCUCCAGACGUGUUGCAUCAAAGCCACUUUCUUUGCAGUUCUGAAACUCAGCAUGACUCGUUGGACUUGAUUAAAAAAUCACCAAAUGCUCCUUCCUCUGAGAUAAUCAAAGAUGGAAUAAAUAGUCCAGCGUAUCAGAGCUUCGACAGCCUAAUGUCUCAGUCCACAGAGUCUUCUACCACAGCAUAUAAGAGCUUUGACAGCCUCAUGUCUCAGUCCACAGAGUCUUGUAGCACAGCAUAUAAGAGUUUCAGCAGCCUCCUGUCUCAGUCCACGGUUAGCAAUAGCCUGACACAGUGUUUGGAAAACCCAGGUUCUUCACUGUCCUUAGAGUUUCCAGAGAAUCAAAUACUUCCCUGCAGACAAGAACAAGCCCAUCGACCCCAUGGUGAUCAAAGUUGUUAUACUGACCACAAGGGUGACUGCACUGAGACUGCUUUUCAAAUCACCUGUUCAGAAGACAUAGACUUUCCAUGGUUUUCCUCCCAUGCUCAUGACAGACUUUCAUUUUUCCUGCCAGAGAAAGAAAUACACAAGCAAAUAACAUGUCAAAAUCUUCCAGAAAAAGCAGCUGCAAUUUCCAGCCCCUCUGUUUCUAAUCCAUCUAGUUACCAGCCUUUUGAUAUUGCUCUUAAACACAAUAAUACACACUGUGACAAUAACAGUGAGGCUAUUUCUGAGUCGCCUUAUAAACCCUUUAUCAACCUUUUAAACAACAACCUUAGAGAAACACUUCCAGCUAUCAUCUGUGAAUCUGACCUGCAGAUAGACUUGUAAGACUUUCUAUAGCAUUGACUCAGAUGUUAUCACAGGCUUUGCCUUUGGUCUGAGUUCAGGAUAAGGAUCUCACACAAAACAGCAGGGACAGUCCUUGGAUUAUCGGCUUUAAUGAACCUUGUAGUGAUGGUGAAGAUGAAGAUACUGUGGGCAAGAAAAAGUUGCUGUGGUCUUUAGAUUCUAGCUCUCAGGGGAAGACUGGGAGGACCAUACAGGAGACAAAAAAUUGUACUUCUGACUACUACUGACUGUGCAGAUGAAAGGAUACAAGAGAAUAUAAAUAACAUGCCAUGUCCUUUUCUAAUAUGUUAUACACAUGACCAUUUGAGGACGUCUGUAAAUGCGGAAGAAAGGGAAGCGCAGUUACAGAAUAUUGUGAGCACAGGAAGGGACCGUGCAGUUAAUUUAUCAGAUGAGUCACUGAACCACAACACUAUUGUAUCUAAACCAUCCUUAGAAAGAAAUCAAACUUCAAAGCCCCCGAACUCAGCCAAGUUGCCACUGGGUGGCCCCUUUGUGGAUAGCUCCUGUUUAGGAACCUGUCCUUUAGAUUAUUGCUCCGUUCCGGGUGAGGGAUCAAAAAUGUCACUUUUCAUAAAAACAGGCCAAAUGGACCUAAUGAGUGAGAGCAUCAGGAUGAACCAGAAAACAGUGAAACUUACCUUUAUGAACAGGGUCUUGUGUAACUGCUAUAUGAACAUGACUUAGAUUAAUUUCAUGCGGUUGUAAUCAAGAUAGCCUUUGGGAAUAAACUGUGUGGAAAAUGGAAA
Gopherus flavomarginatus (Mexican gopher tortoise) is the source of this 3853-nucleotide messenger RNA. It is a transcript of the gene IL4R, whose product is annotated as interleukin 4 receptor. Gene Ontology annotation, cellular component: membrane; external side of plasma membrane. The record is from RefSeq and is a predicted model, not a curated record. Gene Ontology annotation, molecular function: cytokine receptor activity; protein binding. Bases 720 to 3083 code for a protein of 787 amino acids. The transcript has 10 exons. NCBI's taxonomy places the organism in Eukaryota, Metazoa, Chordata, Testudines, Testudinidae. Gene Ontology annotation, biological process: production of molecular mediator involved in inflammatory response; cytokine-mediated signaling pathway.